Messenger RNA from Ricinus communis (castor bean), 3371 nucleotides. RefSeq names its product la-related protein 1A. Gene Ontology annotation, biological process: mRNA stabilization. Gene Ontology annotation, molecular function: RNA cap binding. The transcript has 15 exons. Bases 227 to 2863 code for a protein of 878 amino acids. The record is from RefSeq and is a predicted model, not a curated record. Lineage: Eukaryota; Viridiplantae; Streptophyta; Magnoliopsida; Malpighiales; Euphorbiaceae.
UUGUUGUUAGCAUUCUGCUACUGGCACAAAACACAACUCUCUCUCUCUUUCCUCACUCUUUUCUCUAGGCUUACAAAACCCUAAUGUCAUUAUCUUUUAUUAUUUGAGAAUAAACCCUCCGCAAAACACCUCUGCCACUGGAGCAUUGUUUUGAUCACUGUUAUCUCUAGUUCAAUCUGUCUUCUUUUUGUUUUUAAACAUAAUUGUAGCGAUCGAGGUGUAUUUUAUGGUGAUGGCGGAGAGUGAGGGAGGGGAUGAUCAAAAGGAGGUGAAUAGUGGCGUUAAAUCUCCCUGGAAGACUCCGUUAGUGGCCGAUGGCCCAGUGAUGAGCGCCGAGUCUUGGCCUGCUCUUAGUGACGCUCAGCAAUUGCCACGCUCCAAGAGUGCGGACUCUGCUACCAAGCCCACGGUCCCUCCCGCUCCACCUUCUAUGAACCAGGAAUCAGCUGGGCAACAGAAAUCACAUGGUUAUGGAAACCCUAAUUCCUCACAUAAGUAUUCAUCAUCCAGACAUCAAAGAUCAGGCUCUAAGCGCAACCCAAAUGGUGCACCUCCUUUCCCUGUACCGUUUCCAUAUCAGCAACCAGCCCUUCCACCUGUCUUUCAUGCUAUGGUACCUCCACCACACAUUACUGUUCCUGGAUAUGCUUACCAGCCUGGCCCUGCACCUUUUCCAAGUGUCGAAGCUCAUCUGGUAAAGUCUGUAUCUGAUUCUUCUACUGUUCAAUCUUUUGCACAACCUGUGAAUGUUCAGCCUCCACCAAGAGGGGAUCCCAAUGCUUAUGCUGUCAAUUUUUCAAGAAGACCCAGUGUGCAAGAACCUGGUAGCCAUCUGAAUCAUGCAUGGCAUCAUAGAUCAUUUAGUCCCAGAGAUAACAUUGCUUUCCAACAGGGUAUGGGAUCAAGGCCUCUGGUCAGGCCUCCUUACUUUACUACUGCUCCUGGCUUCAUGGUUGGUCCAACCUUUCCUGGACCACCUAUAUGCUAUUUUCCUGUUGCACCUCCAGGCUCUUUCAGAGGAGGCCACCCGGCAGUUUUUAUGCCAUAUCCCACAAGUCCAGGGGCUCCAAUACCCCCCCAAGAAUCAAGCUUGAGGGAUGACAUAAUUAGACAGAUAGAGUAUUAUUUCAGUGAUGAAAAUCUGAGGACUGACCAUUUUCUAAUAUCCUUGAUGGAUGACCAAGGAUGGGUUCCCAUUUCCGCCAUUGCUAAAUUUAAAAGGGUUAAGAAAAUGACUACCGAUGUAGUAAUUAUCCUAGAUGCUCUACAAAGUUCAAGUACAAUAGAAGUGCAGGGUGACAAAAUUAGGAGGCGUGAUGAGUGGUCAAAGUGGAUUGCAGCUUCCAUAGAACAUACAUUGCCAUCACAAACUCAGACUUCUGAGUCCCAACCUGUAGAGCCUGCAAAUGAAGGAAAUGCAAGGGCUACACCUGAAGAAAAUGGUUCUUCAUCAAUUAAUGCAGGUCUUGUGAAGAACAAUUUGCCAAAUGGGGAUGCUUCAGAAAUAAUUAAUACUGGUAAAAUGGAAGGUUCCAGUGCAUCUGUUCUGCUUAAUGCUGGAAAGCAGGCAAUGAGUGAUGUGAACAGGGAUACAAGUGGAGAGUGUGUCACUGACUUGAACAAUAUGACUUCGAUCAAUGUUGGUGAACUGGCUAAUGAUUUUGCGAACACAUUUAUGCUUGAUGAAGAGUUGGAGCUUGAGCAUAAAAUACAGAAGAAUGAUAGCGUUUCUUCAAUUAGAAGGAUCGAUGAUGAAGAAGAUGAGAUGCUGGUGAACGAUCCGGAUGUUCAAAGACUGGUGAUUGUCACCCAGAAUAGCAGAGCAGGUGAAGGAAUCAAAACUGGUAGUAAAGAAUCAAAAUCCAUUUCCAAAGAGCAAGCUUUUGCAAUUAAUGAUGGCCUCUAUUUCUAUGAGCAGGAGCUUAAAACUAAGCGAUGUAAUCGCAGAAAGAGUAGUUCUGGUGUUGAAAAUAGAGAUGGGAACUUGAGGUUUACCAACAGCGCCCUGGGAAUGUCAAAUUCAAAGGUUGGUGAAAGCUCCAUAGGAAGUGGUGGCCAGGAGGAGUCUGGAAGCUCUAAUAAUUUAAGGAGACAGAAUAAAAGUUUCUCCAAGCCGCAGUCAUCCCAUAAGCAACGAUUUUUCUCCUGCAACUUUAGGAAUCAUGGAACUGGUCGUAAUUCAUUUGGGAUCAUAUCAGAAAGUCCACCAAGUAACUCAGUGGGAUUUUUCUUCAGUUCCACACCUCCUGAAACUCAUAACCCGAGGUCCUCUAAGUUAAGUGCUUCUCCACAUAGCACUCUCUCAGGCAGUAGUCCACCUGUGGGUUCAAUGCCAAAGUCAUUUCCAUUAUUCCAGCAUCCAAGCCAUCAACUUUUAGAAGAAAAUGGCUUUAAACAGCAAAAGUACCUGAAAUUUCACAAGCGCUGCCUGAGUGAUAGAAAGAAAAUGGGAAUUGGUUGCAGUGAGGAAAUGAAUACACUUUAUAGGUUUUGGUCAUAUUUUCUUAGAGAUAUGUUUGUUCCUUCCAUGUAUAAUGAGUUUCUGAAAUUUGCUAUGGAAGAUGCUGCAGCUAAUUAUAAUUAUGGCGUAGAGUGCCUCUUCAGGUUCUAUAGUUAUGGUUUGGAGAGUAAAUUCAGAGAGGACUUAUAUAAAGAUUUUGAAGAGCUCACUCUUGAGUUUUAUCGGAAAGGCAACAUUUAUGGCCUUGAGAAAUAUUGGGCAUUCCACCAUUAUCGCGGGUUGCGUGACCACAAAGAACCACUAAAGAAACAUCCAGAGUUGGAUAGGUUGCUCAGGGAGGAGUACUGUAGCUUGGAGGACUUUCGUGCCAAAGAGAAGUGCGUUAAAGAGGGAAGUCAUUAGCUGGCGACCAUGGUUGUGACACGCUCCCAAUUUUGAAAAAUCAAUUCUGGUAAGAGCAGGGAGUGUGACCUGGCUUUUGUUUUGCUGGAGAGGAAAAUUUGGUUUUUGUAUAUUGUAUUGUGGGGAAAUUGUCGCUUGGCACCUGUAAGGGCUGCUGCUGACUAACAAGGUUUGUUUUGUUUUUACCGCUCACCAUUUCGGCCCUUCCUUUGCCUUCUCUUCAUGAGGUUCUGGCUCCCAGGUGUGAACUUUUUAAAGGAUUGGCUGCAACUGCAAGCUAGGUGCCUGCUUGUUCACUGUCACUGGAAUUUCCCUGUGCUGUAACUUGUACAUAGCCCCCCCCCCCCCCCCCCCCCCCCCCCCCCCCCCCCCCAAAAAAAAAAAACAAAACAAAAAGAAAAAAGGCAAAAUAAGGAAAAAAAAAAAAAAAGAAAAACAAAAGGAGGAAUUUUAUUGUAGUGACCUUGUGAAAAUUGAAUAAAUAGAGUUUCAAAUUUUUUUUUUUUUU